Molecule: messenger RNA, 342 nt
Organism: Umbelopsis ramanniana AG
Lineage: Eukaryota; Fungi; Mucoromycota; Umbelopsidomycetes; Umbelopsidales; Umbelopsidaceae
Exons: 1
Biological process (GO): negative regulation of transcription by RNA polymerase II; positive regulation of transcription by RNA polymerase II
Molecular function (GO): RNA polymerase II cis-regulatory region sequence-specific DNA binding; DNA-binding transcription factor activity, RNA polymerase II-specific; zinc ion binding
Source: RefSeq, a predicted model, not a curated record
UGUUACAACUGCGGUGUCACUAAGACUCCUUUGUGGCGUCGCACCCCUGAUAGGGCUCAUUCACUUUGCAAUGCAUGUGGAUUGUAUUAUAAGCAGUAUUCGACUCAUCGUCCACUUCAUAUCCGCCAUAAGCCUCAUUCAGUAUCCCGCACACCCCCUCCUCCUCAAGAUGACGAUGAACCCCACGUUCAGUGUGUCAAUUGUAUGCAAACGCAAACUCCUUUAUGGAGGAAAAAUGCCCAGGGUCAACCUGUGUGCAAUGCAUGUGGUCUUUACGCAAAACUCCAUCAAAAGGCUAGACCGGCUGCUAUGCGUAAAACCAAGAUCCAGCGUCGUCGCCGA